This is a messenger RNA of Stereum hirsutum FP-91666 SS1, 222 nucleotides long. RefSeq lists its product as uncharacterized. The record is from RefSeq and is a predicted model, not a curated record. The transcript has 2 exons. Lineage: Eukaryota; Fungi; Basidiomycota; Agaricomycetes; Russulales; Stereaceae. The annotation marks the transcript as partial.
GACGGCCGGUUUCACACUGCUUGCGGCCACUUUGUUUCUAUGUCGACCCGUCUACAAGACUGCCUUCGACCGAACUGCUUGUUCAGCAGACGGCAUCCAGUUGGUUGUAAAUCGCCAGCAUGCUGCCGAAUGAUGUCUGUCCCGGUGCGGAAUCCUAUUAGGCGAGUCUUUGCAUCGCCUCGGCCUCGGCCUCGUUUUUCUUUUCUCAAAGCUCUAUACUGA